AUGAUUGAAAUUGACAGCGAGUUGAAGGAACGGAAGCGUGAGGUAAUAAUAGGCACACCAAAUACAGCAAAUACCCGGACAGGAAGCAGCCUGCCGAUUACUCAUUCGUUGCCAGGCCAAUCACGCACCAAUGACGGGCAGAAGCUGAGAUCGAGAUCCGUGGUUGGGCCGCGGACUGUUGGAGAAACCGACCGUGGCGGUGAACGGAAGCCGGGCAGAAAGCGAUGCGAAGUCGAUACAAGGCGAGUACCAAACAUGACCAACUGCCCUGUCAGGCAACCCCCGCAGAAAAUAGUUCCAGUUCCUGCGCACACGGGGGGAUCCACGCGCCGACACAGCGACACCUGCGGAUAUUAUCCAGAUCCUUGUGACAGGAGUCGUUGCGAAUCGCUGGUGGCUGCACUCCGGAGCACUUCGGCGGAGGAUCUGGAAGUCAUCCUCCGUUUCCCAGCACAGCACCGAUAA
This is a messenger RNA of Histoplasma capsulatum G186AR, 465 nucleotides long. RefSeq lists its product as uncharacterized. The transcript has 2 exons. The coding region runs from base 1 to 465 and encodes 154 amino acids. The record is from RefSeq and is a predicted model, not a curated record. NCBI's taxonomy places the organism in Eukaryota, Fungi, Ascomycota, Eurotiomycetes, Onygenales, Ajellomycetaceae.